AUGGAAUUUCUGAAGGCAUUUAUUCUCCCAAAAACAUUCAACCGGUUCAGCUACGUAGAAAAUGUGUUUUGGAUCCUUUGCGGAGUUACUCUGAGCGGAAUCUUUCUUGACAUAGAAAUAAACGAGUCGAGACUCGACUUUGUUUGUGGAUCAAGUGAUGACGGCAAGGAACUGAUUCUUGGGAUGUGUUGGGAACAGUAUGAAAAACAAAACAACAAAUUCGGAGUUCCUAUAUACGGUUUCGUCAUUCUUAACUUCUUUCUUACUGCAAGUGUUUGGGCAAUUUACUCACAAGCGGUGAAGUCAAGAGUUAAUGAACUUGAAGAGGGGACCAACAAACGCUCAACCCAACCCGGAAAAAAAAUUUUUAAAGCCUACCUUAGCCAACUUGUUGUCCGAAUUCUCGUGGGGAUCUUUUUUGUCCUUAUACAAGCCCUACUGCUUUAUCCUCGUAGUUUUUCCUCCACCUUCCACUGCAACUUAGCCAAUGAGGGCAAUUUUACAGCGUCUCGCAAUGUAAAGCAGACACAAACAUCAUACGAAUGUAAUGAUCGGCGAGCAGGUAAUAAAACCUUCUGGGCCUAUGCAGUGAUCGUGGUCACUGGGACAUUUACCCUUUUUGUGCUUGUUGAGAUGCUCUACAUCUUAAUUCUACUUCCAAGGAAAGUAGAAGAGUAUAUGGAUGAUCCACAGUUUCAUAAAUAUUAUCUGAAAUCGAAUCGACCAAAGCCACGCACGCCGGACCAAGAACAACCUUUCACGCCGUUAAUUGAGUCGGAAAAGGACGAGCCGGAUAAUAAGCCUAGCAAUUCUCCUCGUCAAAGACCAUUUCGUCCGACCAGGUCUCAACACUUUUCAAUACGACUUAGCACAGCGGAAAAACAAGUGGAAUUCAUGGCAGUGAGCAGCGUUAAUCCUCAGCAAGAUGUUGCAUGGUUUACAAUUCAAAACUUAAACAGUCGGAGAGAGUAUUUAGUCAAGAUAUCAGUGUGUCCAACCUGUGAAUGUGAAGAUUACCAAAAAUUCAAAGGAAACCAACUUUGUAAACAUAUUAUAUGGGUUUAUCUUUACCAAUUAAAGGUGGACAAGAAACACUGUCUGCUACAACAGAUAGCUUUGAAAAGGAAUGAAGUCAGGCAGAUCCUCAAAAUACCUCGAGUGAAGGCUAUACUGUCCAAGGACAAAAGGAACGAUCAGGGAUGUACGUGGUAUUUAUCACACAAGGAAAAAAAACGUGGGAAAAAUCCAUGUUGUAAAGCCUUCCGUUGUAAAAGAGAAAUUUCACCUGGAGAGCUGUGUGUCUUUGUUCAAGGGUUGGAAGUAGUGAAACUUGAGCCACCCGAAGUCUACCAAUCAAAGUUCUAUUUCUGUCCACAAAUAGCCUGCCUUCAGCAAUUCCCACUAUGGUCAAACCUAACAUUUCCUACCAAAAUUUUAGUAAAGAACGAUGUCUCCCCGAGUCAGAUUGAA
Messenger RNA from Porites evermanni, 1470 nucleotides. Lineage: Eukaryota; Metazoa; Cnidaria; Anthozoa; Scleractinia; Poritidae. The record is from the annotation of a GenBank genome assembly.